Molecule: messenger RNA, 729 nt
Organism: Manduca sexta (tobacco hornworm)
Lineage: Eukaryota; Metazoa; Arthropoda; Insecta; Lepidoptera; Sphingidae
Exons: 5
Coding region: 102-590 (162 amino acids)
Cellular component (GO): BLOC-1 complex
Source: RefSeq, a predicted model, not a curated record
UGUCAGUCAAGUCAAAACUCACAAGUGUCAAAACACUCAAAACAAACAUCCACUUGUAGUCUCAAAAGAUUUGUGAAAAUUUGGAAAUAAAUUAUUAUACAAUGUCUAAUACUGCCCACAUAGUUGAUGGUGAAGCCUCAGAGUCAGAUUCAGAAAUAGAGAUAGGCAGAUCUCCAGAUUUAGAAGGUCCACCAAAUUCCAAGGCAUUUGUAAUUACUGGAGAGGCACCUGAAUCAGAUGAUGAGUCAAAAAUCUCCCCAGAGAACACUCUGGAGCUGGACUUGCCACUGCAUACAGCAAUUACUCCUACAUCACCCACACCUGCUACAAUUUACAACUCUAUCCUUCACCAAAAGUUGUGGGAGUGUAAUGUGUCACUACGCGCCACCUUGGAGGGUUUAGUGAAACACACAACAGACAUAUCAGUGGAGAAGCUGACUAGAGCUGACAAGACUCUGCUCAAUGUUCAGGAGUCGAUGCGCGCCACGAACUCGAGCCUGAGCGUGGCGCGCGCGCGGCUGCAGCAGCUGCACAAGGGGCUGGAGAAGGCCAACUGCGCCGCCGCACUGCCCACCGUCAAAAUUAAAUAACGCGCAUUUGUGCUAAUUUCUUUGUUAUUUAUUGUAUAACUGUUUGUUUUUUUUCCUCACAAUUGAAUUUAAUACAAUCUAUCGAACGUUCAUUUUUUAUUUUUAACGUAAUAUUAAAAAUAAAUUCAACUAAAAUAUA